Messenger RNA from Symbiodinium necroappetens, 347 nucleotides. Lineage: Eukaryota; Dinophyceae; Suessiales; Symbiodiniaceae. The record is from the annotation of a GenBank genome assembly.
GUGAGCUGACGGAGGGGCAGGAGAAGGAGCUCGCGAAGAAGCUUUCCUUUGUGAACCCGGCCGCGGCGCCGUUUGCGGGGAAGAGUCUUCUGGACAAGCUCAUGAAGGAAAGGGAGGCUCCCCUUCCUCUCUUGGACCUGCUCAUGGCCCUGGAAGUGUACAACGCAGAUGGCGAUGUUGCCAGAAGCCAUCUCGACAGCUACCUGACUUCCCUUCGAGCUUCUACCAGGCAAGUCGCACAUCCUUUGCUUCUCCUGGCGCUGCACCGUGUGGAGGGACUGCCCAUCCUUGAAACUGCUCUCCACCGCUUCCCGGAGAUGGAGCCGAUGCUUACGAGCGACGAGAAG